CCUUACUGGGAUCCAAUGCUACCCUAAAUUCUAAGUAAGUAUAUACAGCAGUGAGAACCGCAACGCUCGCUCCAAUGCGCAUGAUCAGGAAAAAUCCCACGAAUGUCCAUCACUGCCCACAACCCACAGUUUGUAAUAUGUAUCACGAGCCGGAUAAUAACAAUUUUAUAAUCAAUUAUUACUGUAUCAUAUUGUAAACCCACUUAGCGAAUGUUAAUAAUACUUUUCGUAACUGUCUGAUUUAUUUAAAAUAAGCUGUGCACAUAUUAUUCAUAGAAAAUGUUUCGUUCAUAAUGAUGAACGAGGUUAUCAGAGAACCUGUCAAAUUGACAAGUUCGUCGAGCACUAACAUGGCUGCCGAGAUCAAUAGAAAACUGUCAUAAUAAGCUUUGCCUAUAGUCGACGGCAUCGUUAGAUUCGUUAAGAUGUUUCGAACAAACAAAUUUUUGUGAAUAUGUAUAUUUUCUAAACCGUCAUGAAACUUAUUUAUAUUUUUACCGAAAUGCCAUAACUUUGAUCAUCGUAAUGAUAGGUGAAAGUGUUCUGAAUAACUGUUGACCCGCGAGCAGAGGGUGAUCCACAACAAUGUAAUCUAGCGUUACAUACAUAAUAGGUUUUUUUUUAUGAUCGAUUAAAAUCGUAGAUGUUGUAGAAGUUCUCAAUAUUUCGGCACGAACGUAAACGAUACAUUUGUUUAAAUAUUAAUUAACAAGAAACUUCUGAAUACGAUUAAUAUUUUUACAUACAUCCUUAUUUUAAGGAACUGUCUUUUUUUUACAAUUUCCUCUGACAUUCUUCAAUUAUAAUAGCAAACAUAUCGUGAUUAAACGAGGAAGCUAUCGUGUUUCCGAUAGGUGAAAUUUUAAUAUGGAUAUUUUUGAAUUUCUUUGCGUGUCUGUGAUUACAUUUGUGUGCGGUAUAAUAUGUACGCUUGUACUGGAAUUUUAUUUAUUCAAAAAAUAUUUGGAGGAGGCACCUCUGGCAAGCCCGACGAAAAGACCUAUUCGUCAUGGCAAGGCUCAGUUACCUAACGAAUUACUUGAAAGUAUUCAAGAAGAAAAGACAAAUUCCAAUACGAAUAUGGCCCGUCAAGGUAUGUGCCCAGGAAAUGAAAACUUGGCGAUAAACUUAACUCUGCAAUUUUUAUUUAACGAAUUACGAAAUGCUGAACGGGUUCGUCUAUGGUUGUAUAGAAAAUUAAAUAACGAAUUCAAAGAACUCCUAACUCAGUCCACGACUGGCAAAUUGUUGGACAGUGUAAAGUUAAGAGAUUUAAAUCUAGGUACGCAAUUUCCCACAAUAAAAGGUUUAGAAGUUGCGGAUUCGAAAAUAGACGCCGAUACAGGUUUACUCGAAUCAUUAGAUUUGUCUUUAGAUUUACAUUAUUCUGGAAAUUUCCAACUAUCGAUAGAUGUUAAAAUGUUAUUAGGCAAAACUGCCUAUAUGGCUUUACAAGUAAAACGUGUCAGCGGUAGAGCAAGAUUACAAUUUACACGUGUUCCAUAUACUCACUGGUCCUUAAGUUUUUAUUCAGAACCUAUACUUGAUUUAGAAGUGCAGUCGCAAUUUCAAGGUCGUCAAUUACAACCUCAGAUCAUUUCUUUGAUCACGGGACAAAUUCGAAGAGCUGUGCGUAGAAAACAUACACUACCUCGAUACAAAAUGCGUUAUAAACCGUUCUUCCGCCGACUGAACGACGAAGCUGUAGAUUUAUCCGAAGUUGCCAAUAUUCAAUUGAUACCAGGUUAUUUGGGGGUAUCGUUAUUGGAAGUGAGUAGAUUAAAUCUUGGUCCUAAUAUGCUUAACGCAGAAGAUAAAACACAAGUCGAAGUAUACUGUACGAUAUGCGUGGAUUCGACACCCUGGGUAUUUCUGACUCAAUAUACAGGCGUUCCUUACAUGGUGUUAGAUUUAAUUAUUAGUAAAGUUGGUUCUCAGCAGCUUGGCGUAGUAUUUAAGCAGGAACUUGUACCAGAAAUAGGUCACGUUUGCGUGCUAGUCGAAACCAUAGUAACCGGAAGUCCUGCGGCAAUUGCUGAAAUGAAAAAGGGAGAUAUUUUAGUAGCUGUAGAUGGUAAAAAGGUAUCUAGCAUGAAUCAAGUAGCUAAAUUCAUGAAAAGUGCCGUGCAGAGACGCUUUAUCGUAAGGGUUGAAAGGAAGUAUUCCAAGGCAGACUUGGACAAACAAAUAAGUAUGAAACUGGAUAGCGAAAAAAUAUCCGCAGACAAAGGAACAGAUAGAAAAUCGAUAAAAACGGACUCGUUGAUGAGUAAAGGUGAUACACCCAGUACAGAAGAUUAUAGCAAAAUUAAGUUUGAAAGCCAAAUCAAAUUUUCGGAUUUAAAAGAUUCGGAACAUGAAAUUUUUGAUAAAGUGGAAACAGGUAGCAAGUUUUUUAGAAGAAAAAGUAGCGUACAGCCUGUGGAUGAUGCCGCUCAAACACCUGACAGUACACCUUCUAGAAAAAUUUCGACGACCUCGAAUCAAUCGCUGAUAUCGAGCAGUUCCCAAUUUUGCUUCAACGAUGAUAAUUACGUAACAAACGUAACGGAUUUAUUCUUCACUACGAAAGAAAAGGAACACGCCUCUCUGAUUACUUUCGAAGAAACUAGAAACUUUCAAAUCGAUUCGGAACUGCAAUAUUUAAAUAUAGGCGUGUGGGGUCGCGUAAGAGGAGGAGAAUUCCCUGCGAAACUAUUAGGAUAUAUAAACGUCCCUGUGAAAUUAAUUCUUGCUCAGUGUUAUACGUCCUCGACCGGUCAUUAUCUUAAAUGCCACGCUCUGUUACCACCCGAUAGUGCUUCUCUGACAACAGUUCAUACAAAACUACAAGGAUAUUCGGGAUUCGAUCCGACGCUUUGUUACGGUGAUAUUUUAUUGUCUUACGUGUGGGAGUCCAGUUAUCCAAAUCGUCACGUAGUUAGCGACUCGGGAAAGAAAGAGAGUACGGAAGCUACGAAAACGCAACCGAUAUUGAGCGAGGAAAUCACCGACAAGAAAAUGCACGACUUUAUUAGGACACACUUUCACAGAGCAACGCACUGUGACUUUUGUACAAAAAAGAUUUGGUUGAAAGACGCUAUACAAUGUAGAGAUUGUGGGAUGGUGUGUCACAAGAAAUGCGAGGUUCGUUGUCAAGCGUCGGGAACCUGCGGAGCAGAAAGUUUAGCAACAAUGGCAUUAGAAACCGAUGAAACAGAGCCUAAUACUCUUAUCGGGGAAUCGGGUCCGGAGAUUUCUCUAACCAGUUGCGAAGAACACGUACAGGGUGCAACUAUGAUGGCCAUGAAGGCUAGUAUAGCUAACACUCUGUUGGGCCUGAAGAAGGCUGGAAGUACCAGUUGUUUGGCCCCACCAGCUUCCGGUAUUGGUCUGGCAUCUAGAAGUCUUCCCCCAAGUCCCUGUGCAUCCCGCAAGAAUUCGUUGGUCGGAGGUUUGGGCAUUAGCCCGGAACUGUUGGAGGGCGUCGAGCCGAGCGUGGCGGAUCCUUUAAUAGCCGGGGAUUUGGACGAUGGUCUCAUGUCCAGGGCCAAAGACACCGGCAAGUUUUUGUACAAAUAUUUGGAGCCACGCGAACGCGUCGAGAAGAUCAACGUUAUGAUGGGAAAGUUGAAAACUGCCCUCGACGGGGAAACUAGCUCGAGAUUAGAGCUGUCGCAAGGCGGAGAAAUGGACAGCAUUAAGUUGAUCGCUCAGAGCGACUUGCGAGUGCAAGCACUGAGUGUCCUGCUUCUGCAUUAUUGCGCCGGUCUGCAGCACGCACAGGAAGAGUUGGACAAGUCCCAGCAGGCCAGCAAGGACUCUUAACGGACCUAAGUUCCACGAUCAGGCACCGAGAAACGGGAAAUAACCGAUUCGGUCCAUCCGAGGUCGUCGCUGCGCGUCAAUCGAUCAAAAUCAGGCAUGUCAAACUCACUUUUGCUCCAAGCUCGAUUCGCACUUUGCUUCCGUGUUAUCGCGGCUGUAGACGCGCAAUUUAUUUGUUUUAUCGUUACGGUACCUGUAACGUUGCGAUCGAAUUUACUAAACGUAAAAGGGAUUUACUAAAAUCAAUAUAUCAAAAUUAAUGUACAAUCAGUGUAAUAAGUACUCGUACAGAAACCAAUUCAAAAUAAAGCUUCGUGUAUUUAUUUUAUUAAUAAAUUUUAGGGGAAGAAAUAAUUAACCAACGUAUUUAUACGUAUUUUUAGAAUAGAAUUUGCGUAAAUUAAAGUUUUAAUUUAACUUUUAAUGUUAGCCUCUCGUUUCUUUUUCUUAUUCAUUUUAUUUUAAAUUGGUUGCUGUACGAAUACUUAUCACACCUAUUAGACUUAUUAAAUCCUUCCAGCAAGAAACUGAAACGUUUCGAGUAAAUCUCUCGUUAUACAUUAAUUUAGUAAAUUCGAUAGUAACGUUUACGCAGAGGAAAUAUUUGACAUGGCUGGUCCACAUUUUAAUGUACGUCGAUCAAUUUUAAUAAUUGUAAUUCGAUUUCUAUAUUACUCGUACGUAUCACGACUGCAUGGGGCACGCGUGUUUCGAAACUUCUCUUCGAUAUUCGUACGAUAGGCUUCAAACUAAUACUCGCGACUUUAACCGUGAUACAUUUAUAACAUACCAGAGAACACCAAAUACCGAAGACUUGUAUUUACGAAUUAUAUGCAUCCUCUUAGAGAACAGAGUACAACGCAUCGUCGGAUCUAUUUACGCAACGUGCGCUUAGAAUAUUUCGGUCGACAUAGAUGAAUAGCUACGGUAUACAAUAAUUAGAUUAAAAAAGAAAAAGAGAAAAGAAAUAACAAAAAAAAAAUAGUGUCUUGUUCUCAAGCACAAGGUAACGGGGCAAUUAAAUACUUAAUCGUAGCGUUUAAUAGCUUAGUCGAGAAAUUACUCCCUUGUCAUAUCAAUAAUAACGUGAUUUCGAUUAUAAACGAUUCGACGCGUUUCCAAUUGUGCGCGCGUAUACGUUCGUUUUACUUUUAAUUUAACUUCUUUCAAACCGAAAUCGCGUUUUAGCGAUCGCGAACAAGCUCUGCAACGAAACUUCGCGCACGAACCGCUGACUGAUUUAUGAAUUUAUCGACAAGUUCACCGCCUGUACACAGAUAUUCGCGAACGAAAUAUAUACGAUACGCGUAGAGGAUUUUAUCCAUAGGUAAACUUCGAAAGUAUCGAAUGUAUAUAACUCGUGGCUUCGCAAGAUAUUACGAUUUUAUUGUUAAGUAAUGUAAAAUGAAUAUACAAAAAAAAAGGAAAAAAAAAUAACUAAUAUAGAUUGUUAAACGAGAGCUUCGAUGUCGAUCAUUUCGAGGGCACGCCGUACGACGAGGAAGUUGGUUCCCCGAACGAUUUGUUUCGUUAAGGAAGCGGACUAUUAUCGUUGCAAAACGGUGAAUAUUUUAUCCGCGCGAUGAGAAACAGACGCGCGAGCGGGAAUCGAGGUCGAGCAGACUGGUGCCGUCUGUAACUACUGGUGACGUUUCCGUUCGCGAUGCUGCGCGUGGAACGGUCCGCGACUUCUCGGUAAAUAUGAAAAUACUCGAAAAACGGAGACGCAGUAGCCAGUACGUCGCACAAAGAGUCUACGUCAAAGCCAGGCGAUUUUAUAAGGCCAACGUCUCGCGAAAAUUCUCGAUGUUCUUCGCGCGGACGCGACUCCGAACAAAGUAAAAUUGUUUACGAAACAAAAGCAUCGUUGCAACGAAAACAAAGAUCGUGUGUCGCUUUCGUAACAACCGAGCGUUAUUAUCGUUUAUUAUAGCUAAAUAGAAAGUGUCGGCAUAGACGCCGGAGUAUUAUUAAACUGGAAGAUAACGGUUAGUUUCAGGCCAACGAUGGUCUGUUUUGUCUGGAAACUAUUAUUUACAUUUGUUUUGAAUUUGAAUGAUUUUCAGGCUUUCGGAAAACGAAGUUGCACGAACUUAUUCGUGGAAGCAUGAUGUUUCUUUCCGUCGCUGCCAGACCACAGUUGGCGUAAACUCAGAUCGCGGCGAUCAUGGCCGGAUAUAAAAUUCACAUGCAGUUUUGGAAGCGCACGCUGUACAGUCAUCGACUGCUACAGAGACGAUGUCGAUAGAACGAAACCAGCAAGAUUUCGUUUGUUCUCGACGAACGAAAACAUAAAUUACAGUGGUGCGAUAAAAUUACGCGUUUUCCCGAAGAAAAAUUGAUCGUUGCAUCUGGAAUUGGAAUAGCAACAGGAACGGGAAAAACUACGUCGAAUCGAAUACGUGUUUCUGCGGUCGAUAUACGCAGAGACGCACACCCGCCCACGUGCACGUACUGCGUGCAUCGAUCUCGAUGCACCGCAACCUUUAUCCCGCGUACGUCCAUACGAGAGAGUCAAUACGAACACGACGAGAGAGAAGUCAUGGGGGAUUUUGGCCCGCGAAUCUAUUCCUGGUCCGUGAAAUGCACGCGCAGUAUCCUCUGGCCACGUGCCAAGCAUACCGAAGAAUCGUAUAAACAUUUUAUCCCUGUUGGGCAUUGGGACUGCGCGAUGAAUGGAGAGCAAGGGCCUCUGCGCGAGAAAAGAGAAGACCGCGAUCGAUGGCCGAGUACUCCGCCUUCGAUCGCGAUAGAAAAUUACACGGUACUAAUUCUAAGUGGGUAGAAGAACUUGUACUUUAUCAGACGUCGCGUACAACGAUUGUUCGUUCGUUGCUCGUUAGAUAAAAAUCAAACAUUGAAUAAUAGAACGACACAUUUUACGGCGAGUUAAAAAUUUAUGUAUUCGAUCGAAUAUAUUUCCACGAAUAUCUGUCGACUCU
Hylaeus volcanicus is the source of this 6749-nucleotide messenger RNA. RefSeq names its product PDZ domain-containing protein 8 (gene Pdzd8). The transcript is spliced from 9 exons. The record is from RefSeq and is a predicted model, not a curated record. Gene Ontology annotation, cellular component: mitochondria-associated endoplasmic reticulum membrane contact site. Gene Ontology annotation, molecular function: protein binding; lipid binding. NCBI's taxonomy places the organism in Eukaryota, Metazoa, Arthropoda, Insecta, Hymenoptera, Colletidae. Bases 868 to 3807 code for a protein of 979 amino acids. Gene Ontology annotation, biological process: mitochondrial calcium ion homeostasis.